AUGGCUUUGGUAAGAGGUCUCUUUAGUGCAAAGAAGAUUCUUGGUGGCUCUUUAGUGGGAACCAGGAAAGCAACUUCAGCACCAAGAGGGUUUCUUGCGGUGUACGUCGGUGAGAGCCAGGAGAAGCAAAGGCACCUUGUGCCAGUCUCAUUCUUGAACCAGCCUUCGUUUCAAGCUCUUCUCAGUAAUUCCGAAGAAGAGUUUGGGUUUGAUCAUCCAAUGGGCGGCUUGACGAUCCCUUGCCCUGUAGAUACUUUUAUCAGUAUAACUUCUGAGCUUCAGAGAUGAGGAUGAUCCAACAAAAUGACAUUAACAUUUGUUUUUAUUCUCAAACUAG
Molecule: messenger RNA, 337 nt
Organism: Eutrema salsugineum
Lineage: Eukaryota; Viridiplantae; Streptophyta; Magnoliopsida; Brassicales; Brassicaceae
Product: auxin-responsive protein SAUR21
Exons: 1
Coding region: 1-288 (95 amino acids)
Biological process (GO): response to auxin
Source: RefSeq, a predicted model, not a curated record